This is a messenger RNA of Cotesia glomerata, 1080 nucleotides long. RefSeq lists its product as uncharacterized. The record is from RefSeq and is a predicted model, not a curated record. The coding region runs from base 1 to 1080 and encodes 359 amino acids. The transcript has a single exon. NCBI's taxonomy places the organism in Eukaryota, Metazoa, Arthropoda, Insecta, Hymenoptera, Braconidae.
AUGGUUGGUCCUAAAUUACAGGAUGAUUUAUUUAUUAUUCUCAUACGUUUUCGAUUUCAUAUCAUCGUUUUUACGGCAGAUGCUAAAAAAAUAUAUCGACAGGUUAUUGUCAACUCGGAAGAUGCUCAAUAUCAAAAAAUACUUCUUCGUCGAAAAACCUCCGAGCCUAUUCGUACUUAUGUACUUAAUACAGCUACUUAUGGCACAGCCCCAGCUUCUUAUUUAGCUAUCAAAACAUUAUUUCAAUUAGCUGAUGACGAGGAGGAACACCUUCCGUUAGCAGCUAAAAUAUUACGCAGAGAUUUUUAUGUGGAUGAUUGUCUGUCAGGGGCAAAAACUGUUGCCGAGGCAAUCACUCUGCGCGAUCAGCUCAUUACUAUGCUAAAAAAGGGUGGAUUCAAUGUAAGAAAAUGGGCAUCUAAUCACCCUGCGCUACUUAUCAAGGUUCAAGAGCACCCAGAAAGCUCGCACAUGUCGUUAGAUCCUGAUUCAGCCACGAAAACGUUAGGCAUUCGAUGGCAUGCUCGUGACGAUUAUUUCUUCUAUGUCGUAAAUAUUUCUAAUCAGAGUAAUAUUACUAAAAGAACCAUCUUGUCUCAAAUUGCAAAGCUUUUCGAUCCUAUUGGACUCCUAGGUCCCAUUAUUGUACACGCUAAAAUUAUCAUGCAACUUUUGUGGAAGAUUUGUGCUGCAUGGGAUGAAUCUGUUCCCAUCGAAAUUCAUUCCUCUUGGUCUGAUUUCCGAGGCCAGCUUCCACUCAUAGAAAAAUUGCACUUUCCUCGUGGAAUGACGUUACCGAACGUAAUAAAAUCACAGUUACAUGGAUUUUGUGAUGCUAGUGAAAAUGCUUAUGGUGCGUGUCUAUAUUUGCGCUCAAUUGACUCUAAGGGGCAGGUGUGUAUUCGUUUGAUAUCCUCCAAAUCACGCGUUGCCCCAGUCAAACCUCUCACACUGCCGCGACUAGAACUCUGCGCUGCAUUAUUACUUGCUCGACUCUAUUGUGCAGUGAAACCAGCUAUUCUCUCGGAUGCAUAUGAGUCAUAUUUAUGGUCAGAUUCUACUAUCGUGUGCACUGGAUAG